AUGAAUUUAAGCGGUGGUAUUCAUUAUGAGGAGGCUAAAGCAGAUGAGAUUGAAACUGUGGACUCCUUGAAGUUCGACCUGAGCACAAUACGGAAGGCAACCAAUAACUUCUCAGCUGACAAAAAGCUAGGAGAGGGAAAGCUUGAGGAUGGACAUAUUAUAGCUGUAAAGCGGCUGUCUAGCCAAUCUGAACAAGGCAUUGGUGAGUUUAAGACUGAAGUAGUUUUAGUUGCAAAACUUCAGCACCGGAAUUUGGUCAAGCUAUUAGGCUUUUGCCUGUCAGGAAAGGAAAAGAUACUUGUCUAUGAGUUUUUGCCUAAUAUGAGCCUUGACCGAUUUCUAUCAGAUCCAACAAAGCGGGAAUCUUUAAACCUGAAAACAAGAUUUACAAUCAUUGAAGGAUUGCGAGAGGGCUUCUUUACCUUCAUGAAGAUUCCCGACUCAAAAUUGUGCAUUGAGACCUCAAACUUAGUAAUAUUCUGUUAGAUGAAGCUAUGAAUCUUAAGAUAGCAGAUUUUGGCAUCGCAAAGCUUUUUGGGGUAGAUCAAACUCAAGACAACACUGACAGAAUCGUUGGAACAUUG
Messenger RNA from Spinacia oleracea (spinach), 584 nucleotides. RefSeq names its product cysteine-rich receptor-like protein kinase 10. Gene Ontology annotation, molecular function: protein serine/threonine kinase activity. Lineage: Eukaryota; Viridiplantae; Streptophyta; Magnoliopsida; Caryophyllales; Amaranthaceae. Gene Ontology annotation, cellular component: plasma membrane. Gene Ontology annotation, biological process: protein phosphorylation. The transcript is spliced from 5 exons. The record is from RefSeq and is a predicted model, not a curated record. The coding region runs from base 1 to 486 and encodes 161 amino acids.